Molecule: messenger RNA, 750 nt
Organism: Ostreococcus lucimarinus CCE9901
Lineage: Eukaryota; Viridiplantae; Chlorophyta; Mamiellophyceae; Mamiellales; Bathycoccaceae
Gene: E2f
Product: transcription factor E2F
Exons: 4
Coding region: 1-750 (249 amino acids)
Biological process (GO): regulation of transcription by RNA polymerase II
Cellular component (GO): RNA polymerase II transcription regulator complex
Molecular function (GO): DNA-binding transcription factor activity, RNA polymerase II-specific; RNA polymerase II cis-regulatory region sequence-specific DNA binding
Source: RefSeq, a predicted model, not a curated record
AUGCUACCAAAACCAGGUGCAAGUCGAUUUGAUAGCUCCCUCGGUUUGUUGACGACGAGAUUCAUGACCCUGCUGCGCGAGUCGCCGAAAGGAACUCUCGAUCUAAACGAGGCUGCCGUCGCGCUGCUAGUGCAGAAGCGGAGAAUAUACGAUAUAACGAACGUACUAGAGGGAAUCGGCUUGGUUACCAAAGUUUCGAAGAAUAAAGUAGUUUUACGACACGUGCACUCCCAGCCUAGCUUGGCAGAAUAUGAGCACCAGGCGAAUGUUGCAUCCAACACAGUGGUUGAUGACAAGCUGGACCAGAUGAAAGAAAUCAUCCGCUCCAUUUUUGCUGAUACUCAACACGAGGCUGGAAUCUUUAUCCCUGAAAGUGAAAUGCUUGAAUGUGCUGCUUUAUCGCGUGCGAUGCUGAUCGCAACAAGUGCGCCCACUGGAACGACAUUGCAAGUCCCUAGCCCAUUUGGCAGUGAAAACCUAAUUCCACAUUACAGACUACUCCUCGCCACAGACGACGAGUACAGUGACGGGAUGCAAGUUUUUGUUCUUUCUUCUGAAACAAAUAAAUCUAGCUCGUCAGAGCGUGUACGUUGCGGAGAAUACGAAAAUCCACCCAUACCUGAGAUGUUGGGAAACAGAGCGAUGCAUGAGCCGCACCCGGAAAAAAAGUGCCACGAUGAUAGCUAUUGGUUUGUCGAGAAGGAAACAAAGUUGGAAGUCAACGUGAACGAACUGUACAAGACAAAUUAG